ACUACCAAACACAGUUGUGCUGUGCUGGCAAGGCGAAGGCCAAAGGGGUAAAUAACGCUUGUUGUGGAAAAACACCUUACAACACACUGACCCAGAUUUGCUGUGGUWAUCAGUUAUCAAAAAGAGKCGGCUCUACAUCAUGUUGUGGCAGUACUUUAUUCGACUACAACAAAGAGUUCUGCUGUGCUGGCGUGUUAAAGACGAAAGGAUUGCAUAACGCCUGUUGCGGACAAAAACCUUACAACACAAUGAAACAGAUUUGCUGUGGAAAUCAAAUCAAACCAAAAGGUAGUUCUACUUCUUGUUGUGGWAGUACUGURUUUGAUUACARSACACAAUUCUGCUGUGCUGGUGUGGUAAAGGCUAAAGGAGUGCAUAACGCUUGCUGUGGGCGAACAACUUACAACACGACAACCCAGAUUUGCUGUAGUGGUAAGCUAUCAAAGAAAGRKSGYCUCACMUCYUGUUGUGGAAGAACUGCGUUUAACUACAAAACCCAUUUUUGCUGUGCCGGYGUGUUGAAGACGAAGGGAGUCCAUAACUCUUGCUGUGGACAAAAACCGUACAAUACAGCAAUCCAGAUGUGCUGUGGUGGAAAGAUAUUUGAGAAAAAUGGCUCAAUUUCUUGUUGUGGAAGUUCAGUAUUCGACUACAAAACUCAUUUCUGCUGUGCUGGUAAGGCGAUGGUGCUCGGAACAUUUUCUCAUUGCUGUUUCAGAACACCAUACAAUCAUAUGACGCAUGUUUGCUGUAACAACCAAGUGAAAAAGAAAGUUAGUUCCACUAGCUCGUGCUGUGGGGGAAAGGUUUACGACUUCCAAACCCACUUUUGUUGUCCUGAUGUCGUGAAACCAAAAGGAAAGUAUAAUGCUUGCUGCAGAAUAACACCGUACAACACUGUGAACCAGAGUUGCAUUGGAGGAAAAGUAUAUGAUAAUAGUACUCUUUCUAUUUGUGGAAGCAAAGUGUACGAUUAUACCUCCCACUUCUGCUGUGCAGGCCUCGUCAAGCCCAAAGGACACAAMAACGCAUGYUGCGGACGAGUAACCUAUGACAUGGCAACCCAAAUAUGCUGUGGCAAUCAAGUAAAAGUGAAAGCUAGCAGCGCUAGUUCRUGUUGUGGGAAUAAAGUGUUCGAUUACCAGUCCGAGUUCUGCUGUGCUGGUAUCGUSAGGACAAAAGGAGUGAAUAACGCUUGCUGUWAUAGAACACCAUACAACACGGUAACYCAGAUUUGCUGUAGUGGUAAGACAAUACCAAAGGGGAACUCUACUUCAUGUUGUGGAAUUACCCCAUACAACUACAACACCCACUUCUGUUGUAAUGGUGCGGUAAAGAAGAAGGGAGAAGCCAACGUUAACGCUUGCUGUAGUAGAACCCCAUACAAUACGACAACAAAGAUCUGCUGUGGUGGUCAACUUACAGCAAAAGGACAAUUCAAUUCAUGCUGUGGAACAAAACCUUAUGCCAACAGAAAAGAAUUCUGCUGUGCUGGAGUUGUUAAGACGAAAGGAGCUCAUAAUGCUUGCUGUAAUGGAAAAAUGCCAUACAACACCGUCAGUCAUAUUUGCUGCUCUGGUAAGGYGAAGACRAAAAGCAGCCCUACAAGCUCGUGUUGUGGGAGCGCGGGUAMGAUCUAUGACUWCAAGACGCAGUUYUGCUGUAAGGGWAUAGUGAAGACCAAAGGGAUCCAUAACUCAUGCUGUUGGCARACAUCAUACAACACGGCGACGCAUAUCUGCUGUGGUGACAAACUKGCAAAGAAGAACARUAGUUCCAUCUCUUGCUGUGGACGUCAUGUGUUGGAUUAUAAGUCCCAGUUCUGUUGCGCUGGUGUCGUCAGGACUAAAGGAGUGACUAACGCUUGCUGUGGAAGUACGCCRUACAACACARCUACGCAGCUUUGUUGUGGUGGUGCAAUAAACCCGAAAGCCAUCUCCACUUCAUGCUGUGGCAAAAAAGUGUACAAUUACAAAACCCAGUUUUGCUGUAGCGGUGUGGUCAAGGCUCAGUCAUGUUAAUAGRACGAGAACUAUUAUUCAUCAUGGGAAUAGCUAUGGCGAUCAGUUCCGAGAUGMGCGAGGGCUGUCAAAAGUAACACGUGCAGUAGAUCUUACGCGCUCUUAUAGAAAACACAAAAAAACUGUUUGAAAAUAUGUUAACGAAGGAGUACUUUAAUGUUUCUUUUAGUUCAGAAGCAGGACUUUAAUUUUUUUUUGGGAAAGGCUCACUUCAGACGAAAUCCUUUAAGGGCUGUAGAAAUCGUCUAUAACUCUAUGGUUUCCAAAGGCUUCUUAUAAACUCUGCCCAAAAAUGCUUCGCUUUCUUCUCUGCACCCCCGAUAAUUAUGAAAGCGUUCGCGCAUCUUAGAAAUGGUCUAUUKUAUUACAUGACACAAUCUCGUACCCAGAGCCUACGUUUUUUCUGGCCUACGGCGAAGGACGAGGACUCUGGCAAAAUCCAUUUUUCAGACCAGGGUUUCUUGGACUUCCGAURUAAGAGCGCAUGCGUUUAAAGACUUGCGAAAUAUAAAAACGAUGCUUUUCUGGUUUCUAAUUUUUAUUGUGAUCACAGAAUUCUGUUUAAAAGCAUAAUUUUCAUUAAUUGUGUUUCACUUCCGGAACAUUGCGAAUGCGCCAAAAAAAAAAGAUUAUGCCAAAGCCCUCGUUCUUCUCCGCAGGCCAGAAGAAACGCAGACUUUGGGUACGAGAUUGUACGUGACACUUUCUCAUUUGCCUCACUAUUGAGGGUCAUUUGUUAAACCGCAACCUUUGGACGUCAAACUGCUAGUCUUCAUCAAGUGAUGGUAUAGAGCGUUUUCACUCACGUGAGAAGGCAGCUAUAAACAAUAGAAAAUUUCUGCACAGCAUUUGCAUAAAAAUAGAGUUCAAUUCCCGGAGGAUAGAAAAUGUAUUGUUUUGGCACCCCAUAAUGGCCGCUGUCACGUCACGUGAAAACGCUCUAUAGACURGAUGGUGUGUCUGUUAUAUAACGCUCGUAGGAUUAUCUGUGGUGUGAUUGGUUGAAUACCGACAGCAAGAAAACGUUCUGGGCGGAGACGAAACAACUAAAUAGCCAAUCUCAGCACAAACCCACCAUCCAAUCACAGCACAGAGAACUCGACGUGCGUUUGCUUUUAAAAUUCAGUUAAAAAAAUAAUUGCAUCUGGUAUUUUUUAUUUUUAGAUAUCAAUAUUCUGGAAAUUGUUGAGAUCGUUAAAAUAAACCGCACAUAAAAAUUUGAA
This is a messenger RNA of Actinia tenebrosa (Australian red waratah sea anemone), 3244 nucleotides long. RefSeq lists its product as uncharacterized. The record is from RefSeq and is a predicted model, not a curated record. Lineage: Eukaryota; Metazoa; Cnidaria; Anthozoa; Actiniaria; Actiniidae.